Uranotaenia lowii is the source of this 965-nucleotide messenger RNA. RefSeq names its product immunoglobulin domain-containing protein oig-4-like. Lineage: Eukaryota; Metazoa; Arthropoda; Insecta; Diptera; Culicidae. The record is from RefSeq and is a predicted model, not a curated record. Bases 200 to 694 code for a protein of 164 amino acids. The transcript has 5 exons.
GGAUUGCUAGACAAAGUGGACGCAAAAACGGAAACCGUCGUCGCCUGAAUUCAAAGUCCGGAUCGUUUAUUUCCCAAAAGUGAUAAUUUUCAGUGUAACGCUAUUAAUAACGGUCGUUUUUCGUUAACGUUUGAUCGCCGGGCUUUCAAAGUUUCGGGGGUGUUAAAAGACAGUGAUAUCAAGGUACUAAGGCGCAACUAUGAAAUUCAUCCACAAAACAUCGAUCUGUCUGAUGCUGCUGGUCGUACUAAUUGUUCUGAUAGAAGAUGCUUCGGCACGUCGUGGUCGCGCUCGAGGUCGCACAAAAUCCAGGAUGCAAAUUGGUUUGCCAAUUACAGGAAAAUAUCGAGAUCCGGAAUCCGACCAGUACUACAACAAUAAUAACGGAGCGAAAAUCACUUUGGCCUCACACUUUGAUUAUGAAUACGUGUUGGGGCACAAGAUUGCUUUUCUCUGUGUAGCCCGAGGAACGCCACGGCCAACCAUAACCUGGUUCAAGGAUGGCGUCGAGAUCUUCAGCCAUCUAUACCUUCAUGUUCACGAAUGGUACAUCGGCAAGGAUAAGGUGAAGUCGAAAAUUGAGAUCGAUCCCGCUACGCAGAUGGAUGCCGGAGUCUACGAAUGCACCGCCGACAAUAUGUACUCGAUCGAUCGGAGGAGUUUCAAAACUGAUUUCUCGAUUGCGUUCGAUUAGUGCCAUCUUCCACCGGAAGUUGGGGGCGAAGCAUCAGCUGGCAGGACUGUGUUUUUAGUGGUAUUGAAAGAAUAAGCAAGAGGGUUUUGUGUAAUAACAAUGUUUUAUAUCUUUAAUGUUUUUAACUUUCAUCUCAAUGGACAUCAAUCAUGAUUAGUGUUAAUUAGUGAAUGUCCUUAUUUGUUUUUUCGGAAACGAUUCGUUGUCAACUUUGACUUCGGCUGAAAUGAACAAUAAAUUAUGGAAGAAAUUUUUUCUAUGUUAAAUCGUA